Messenger RNA from Diaporthe amygdali, 1116 nucleotides. RefSeq lists its product as uncharacterized. NCBI's taxonomy places the organism in Eukaryota, Fungi, Ascomycota, Sordariomycetes, Diaporthales, Diaporthaceae. The coding region runs from base 1 to 1116 and encodes 371 amino acids. The record is from RefSeq and is a predicted model, not a curated record. The transcript has 3 exons.
AUGGCUACUCAAGCCGUGCUUCGUCUUAAGCAGUCAGGCGACAUCUCCAUCCGUCGUGCUAAUGGGAACCUCCGAUUCCCUGGCUUCAAGCAGGCCAAGGGCUGUGACACCACGGUGGACAUGGAUGAAGACCCAGAGAUAUUCAUGCUGUUGAGUCCUAUCGAGCUCAUUGGAAAUGAAGUCUUCCCACGUAAUGACAUGAGCGGAAGUGCUCAGUGUCUUCACACUAUCUUCACCUCCGCCAAAUCUCGAUUCCAGCAAGACUUGCCCGGAGGCGAGAAGCUGCUCCAGAAAACGGACAUCGAGAAUCUUCCCGACAAACACUUUGACUACAUCAAGUUAGAUCUUAUCGCAAUCGAUCCUCAGUUCGACCAGGCCUCUCCCAUCACUAUAAAGAGAUGUCUCGUCUUGUUCACUGAGAACGUCUUGGACCAUGCGCCAACGCUUCUUCCCUCAGGCAAGGAGCUCGACACUUCGGCCAAGGCAGAGAGCUCCGAAGUGGUAGACCUCACCAAAGAUAGUGCGAGCGCCCAGCAUACCACCAAACCUGAGGAAGCAGUCAAGCCGGGCGAGAAUGGAAGAGCCACGCUGUCGAUUCUGGGCAAGCAUAAGAGAGCAACGUCAGACACUAGCGAGGAGGAUCAUGCUCGCAUGAGGAAGUACCCAAAGUUCCUCCAUGAGAUGGCUUCAGCCGAGCGCGCAGCCUGCGACUUGAAGAUGGCCCGCAUUGACGAGAGGCUUGACGAGAUCCAGCAGCGGCUUGAAGAAGGGGCGGAAGGACUGAAACAAGUAGCCACAGCCAAGACAAUAAUUGCUGAUGAGGCCAAAUCGCUGCAGGAGGGUGUGCGAGCUUUAGCAGAGGAGAUGGGUGACGCCCUCGAAGAGCGCCGGCGACAAUUUCGCACAACGCCGAUUGUUAUGGAUUUUAAUCCGCAUCUCCAGCAGCGAGGUGGCACCUCCGGCAACAUGGCGCUGCAGAACGACCAAGAGAAGCCAAAGCCCUCUACUGGCAUGCAGACAGAAGGGCACAUCAGCGAGGAGCCAGAGUACUCAUCCGACUCCUCAUUGUCUUCCACCUCAGCUGGUCCACAUUUUCCAUCUUCGGCGAGUCGGUGA